CUCUGAGCCGCCGCUGCGCGGGUGGGCGGUGCGCCGGAGGGCCAGAAGAGUUGCUCGGCUCGGGUGGCUGCGCGGCCGGGGAUGCGCGGUAACGACGGCGGGAGUCGCGGUCGGGGCGUCCGACUCGGUCCCCGCAGCGAUGGCUCAUGAAGCAAUGGACUGUGAUCUUCAGGUACCAUCAGAUGGUUCUAUAGAACAAGCCACUCCAACUGAAGUCGUCAGCCAUGGUGCACCCCUUCUCCAGCCUGCCCCUGCCGAACCGGUCAGUAGCCAGGGCGGAGCACUUGUUCCCCCUGUGCCUGCUGAAGCGGCCAGCAGCCAAGGCGGACUGCCUACGCCACAGCCUGUGCCACCAGCAUCCAUUGAUUUGACGGAGGACGUACAGCCCUCAGAAGAAAAUAUGGAGAUUGUCAAUCCUGGAACUUUGGAGGAGCCUGGUCAGGGAUCUGGUGCAGAGGAGCAUGGUCAGAGAUCUGGUAUAGAGGAACCUGGUCAGGGAUCUGGUGCAGAGGAGCAUGGUCAGAGAUCUGGUGCUAACCGUGCUACGGCAGUCUCAAUGAACAACUUCAUCAGUGGGCUGCAGAGGCUUCAUAACAUGCUGGAACUGCUGAGGCCUCCGCCUUCAGACCACAGCGGGGGGCCAAUAAGAGCGAGGAGAAGAUCAGGACCCAUUUUGAGGGCAAGAGCUGGAGGGUCUCAGAGGCCUGACAAUGCCAGGUAUAUGCCAAAUACACGAUUAUAUGCCUACCUGGUAAGCAGGUCUCAGCCUUACCCACCAGCCGCUGCUCAUGAUUCAGAGACUAGGAAUCCACCAUCAGGUACUGACUCUGACAGUGACAGCUCUGCAGAGGAUGAAGAGGUUGUUGCCCAGGCAGAAGAGCCUGAAGCUGACAUUCCAGAACAAGGAGUUGUUUCAACAGACCAAGAAGCUACAUCUGUCACAGGAGGUGAUGGAGCCCCUAAAGAGUCUCCUCAGAAGCCCAGCGGUCUGCCUUCUGUGGAAGAUGAAGAAGGGGAAACUUGCACAAUAUGUUUGGAGCCAUGGACCAGUGCUGGGGACCACCGGCUCUCAGCGUUACGCUGUGGGCACCUCUUUGGAUAUAAAUGCAUUUCUAAAUGGCUCAAAGGACAAACACGAAAAUGUCCUCAGUGCAACAAGAAAGCCAAGCACAAUGACAUCGUUGUCCUUUAUGCCCGAUCUCUGAGAGCUUUGGACACUAGUGAACAGGAGCGCAUGAAAAGUGAUUUACAGAAUGAACAAAUGCUCAGGAAGCAGGCUGAGCUCGAAUCUGCACAGUGCCGGCUCCAACUUCAGGUCCUCAUUGAUAAGUGCACUAAACUCAAUAGCCGUGUCCAGGACUUGGAAAAGCUUGUUGUGCGACAUCAGAACCCAGCCAUGCUGCAGUACAGUGGCUCUCAAGCACUUUGCGGGAGCUGCCUACCCUCCAGCCAGAGCCAACGUAAAUACAACUCAGAAAAGACCUUCACGAUAUCUCAGACGGGAAACUGCCGAAUCCUGGCCUACUGUGACGGUCUGAGCUGCCUGGUGGCAUCCCAGCCCUCUCCGCAGGCUUCCUUCCUUCCAGGCUUUGGUGUUAAGAUGUUGAGUACUGCCGACAUGAAGAGCAGUCAGUAUAUUCCUAUGCACAGCAAGCAGAUUCGUGGACUAUCUUUCAGCAGUCAGUCCAAAGGCUUGCUCCUCUCUGCCUCCCUUGACAACACUAUUAAACUGACCAGCCUAGAAACAAAUACUGUGGUGCAGACUUACAACACUGGACGUCCUGUCUGGAGCUGCUGCUGGUGUCUUGACGAAAACAAUUACAUCUAUGCUGGACUGGCCAAUGGUUCGAUUCUGAUAUAUGACUUACGGAACACAAAUACCUAUAUUCAGGAAUUAGUUCCUCAGAAAGCCAGGUGUCCUCUGGUAUCCCUGUCAUAUUUACCCAGAGCUGCGGUGGCUGCAUUUCCUUAUGGUGGGCUGCUGGCUGGAACCUUGGAGAAUGCCUCUUUCUGGGAACUAAAAACAGACUUUCGUCAUAAGCCUCAUGUGCUGUCCUUGGAGCCAGGGGGCUUUGUAGAUUUUCAGACAGAGAGCAGCACCCGACACUGUCUUGUGACUUACAGGCCUGAUAAAAACCAUAACACCGUACGAACUGUGCUAUUGGAGAUGUCUUACAAACUGGACGAUGCUGGAGAGCCGGUCUGUUCCUGCCUUCCUGUGCAGACAUUCCUUGGGGGACCCACUUGCAAACUGUUGACCAAAAAUGCCAUCUUCCAAAGCCCAGAGAAUAACGGCAAUGUCCUAGUAUGUACUGGGGAUGAAGCAUCACAGUCUGCACUGUUGUGGAAUGCUGGUAGUGGCUUGUUGCUGCAGAACCUGAAGACUGAUGAGCCUGUCUUGGACAUCUGCCCAUUUGAAACAAAUCAGAACAGCUAUCUGGCCACCUUAACGGAGAAGAUUGUCCAUAUUUACAAGUGGGAGUGAGCGUGGUCUCAAGACUUGCAGACACACUACACUGCCUGUUAGCCUUGCAUUGAUUUGACACCUAGCAACCCUGAGCCAAGAUACCUGUUUACAUGCUGGACCUGGAGCGUCUGGAUCAUGGUUCAUUGAAUCAGUGCGAUCGUAUAUCACUGAGACACCAGGAUUGGGUGUGCCAUUUGCACCAAAUGAGUCCCCUUGUGAAUCUUGCCUGGACUUUUUUUUUACUUAAAUUCUAUAGGAUCCUACAGUCCUCUCAACUACUAUUAGGAUAUGAGUAUGUACCAAGCAUUUUGUGGUUGUGAUAACCAACCGAUCUAAACUGUCUCGUCAGUUAGGCUAAUUGGCUUAAAAGUGGUACAUGGAAGGCCUGUCUUGCUUCUUGGAUGCAAAAGAUAUAUGGGUGAGUCUUCCAUUAAGCAUAAUAUCUUGAUAUCUUAAGUAGAAUUUGACCUAUUUCCAAGUCUGAAUGCUUAAAACCUUUAAGUGACUUGACUUUGCCCACACCCCUGCGCUGCUGUCUGCCCCCCAGUGUCUGGUACUUCUGUGUGGUAUGCUUUGUGGCAAGUUACAUCCCAGGUAUCCAUGCCUACUAGGAUGUCGAUAGGUCCAAUGAUGGAGAUGGCUGAUGAGCCCUCUGUAAAGCCCUGUGUAAAGCCAUAGCUUUAAGCUUUGUACAGAAGUUUAUUGCAUUGUGGGAGGUAAAGAAAGGGACCGGUUGUUUGGGCAAUUGUUAUAGACUUGGGUUCUUCCAUUUUAACUUGGGAUACUCGGGGGUUUUUACUUCCUCCAAUGCUUAAGGAUAUAUAAUUCCCAAGUAAAGGCUUCUUCCCCUGUCCCACUUUUUUCUGAAAGUAUUAUUGAUGAAGUGGUUAUUCUCAGGAAGGGAGCAGUGACUCGAGCUCUGUGGGCAGCAGAAAGGGAGACACUUGGACACUUCCGUUCUGGUGGUCCUCAACUGUCCAGCAUUUAGAGGUAUGCUCAGGUUACGGUUGUUUACUUUGCCUUAGGCUGCUCCACUAAGCCACAGCCCCUAGGACACCUUGUCUUAAGGUGGAGGCAACAUGUCUUGGUUUUCUCAGAUGUUCUUUGAUGAAGCACUAUCUUUUUUAAUAAAAGUUCUUUGAUGUCUAUCAAACUCCUGAGCUAUUUUGGGGAUCUUAUUGCCAACAGGGAUUAUUAAGGGAAAAUUGUUAUUUUUCCCAGGGUUCCGAGUUGUGGCUGUAUCUGCUUAAUGAAACCUUCUAUUUGAAGAUGCAUAGUUUGUUUUGUUUUUAAAACUUAAAAGUAAGCUUUAAAAAAACGUCAUCUUCCAGCCAGUUGAGGUGGUGCAUGCCUUUCAUCCCAGCACUCAGUAGGCAGAAACAAGUGAAUCCCUGUGAGUUCAAGGCCACCCUUCCUACAAAGUGAGUUUUGGACAGAAAAAGAAAACUGUUAGCUUCCACAGCUUGGAGAAGAGUAUCCUUCUCUCCCUCUCUAUUUCCCAGAUGAGUUUGAUAGAUUGAUGAUUAAGAGUAGCUGUCUGGGCCUGGAGCUUCAGUUUCAGGAUAGGAUUUAAAUUAAAUAGAAUUCAACUAACUUCAGCAGGUGGCCAUAGAAAAAGCUGUGGGUCUCAGGUUGGUCUGGGGCAGGGUUAGAAUGUGACUUGCCUUGAAGAACAUUUAACUAGGGCUGACUGGGGGUGGGGUGGGGAGGGGAUUUUCUACCACAGAAGCUAAGCUAAAUAUCAAGCCUUGCCAGUUUUUGCAUUUCCACAAUAAAUUUGGAUUGGGGUAGGGAAGUGCCAGGACCUCAACCUGGUUAAGUUUUUUGUUCUACCACUGAGCUGUAUUAGAGACCCAAAACUCUGUUUUGGAAGCAGAUUCAUGUUAUGGACCGAUUUUCCAAAGACAACAUUACUCCUACUUGCAAAGAACGUCAUCUCUAAACCCAGGCUCUAGUCUAACACCAGCAGGAUCCAUUUGUUUUUAAAUCAUAUUCAUAGGGCAUUGGGGUUUCCGAAUAUUUGCUGUGCUGUGUGUGUUUCAGUGUUUGUUUUAAUGUUAACAAAAUAAAGAAUUUGUAAUGUGUAACACCAA
This is a messenger RNA of Apodemus sylvaticus (European woodmouse), 4560 nucleotides long. RefSeq names its product ring finger and WD repeat domain 3 (gene Rfwd3). The record is from RefSeq and is a predicted model, not a curated record. Bases 140 to 2485 code for a protein of 781 amino acids. Gene Ontology annotation, molecular function: ubiquitin protein ligase activity; protein binding. Gene Ontology annotation, cellular component: nucleus; site of double-strand break. The transcript is spliced from 13 exons. Gene Ontology annotation, biological process: interstrand cross-link repair; protein ubiquitination; double-strand break repair via homologous recombination. Lineage: Eukaryota; Metazoa; Chordata; Mammalia; Rodentia; Muridae.